Rhopilema esculentum is the source of this 2195-nucleotide messenger RNA. Its product is annotated as signal peptide peptidase-like 3. Gene Ontology annotation, biological process: membrane protein proteolysis. The record is from RefSeq and is a predicted model, not a curated record. Lineage: Eukaryota; Metazoa; Cnidaria; Scyphozoa; Rhizostomeae; Rhizostomatidae. Gene Ontology annotation, molecular function: aspartic endopeptidase activity, intramembrane cleaving. Gene Ontology annotation, cellular component: Golgi-associated vesicle membrane; lumenal side of endoplasmic reticulum membrane; cytoplasmic side of endoplasmic reticulum membrane.
UUAUCGAUUAUUAGCAUCUAAUCGUUUAAAUGCUGUCGCUUGGCUUUAGAAUUUCAUAUUCAAAACAAUUUCAGGCCUAUUAAAUCUUGUGCUGACUGAUACAACGGCGUUACCACGACCGAAGCUUCUUCUGAAUCUGUUUCUGUUGUUUUCGUGUCAAAGAGGACAACGAAUUUAAUCCUGACACAAACUGUCUGCUGACAAGAAAGCUUUGUCUAAAAGCAGAGACGACUUACUGUUUUGCUGUUUCAUUCCAUUUUCAAGUUUCAAAGAAACUUGAGACAAUGGGUGCUCCUGAUUUAUUUGCCUCCAAGAUCAAUGGUUUGGAUGCUAGAAAUUUAGCCCAUCAAGAUGCUAAUGCAGAAAAUAUUAACUGGGCUAUGUCUCUUCUUGACACCUCAAGAUUGGCCACAUUAGCUGUAUCUCUUUUCCUCAUUAUUUAUGGAAGUUUUAGAGCUACAAAAACUGACAAGAAUAAAGAAGAUAUCGAGGAAGAAGAUGGUUCUUCCUCUAGUUUUCUCUGGGAACAAGGUCACACAAUCGAGUCAGCACAGGCCUUGCUCCUGCCAUUUGGUGCAUCCAUGAGCUUAUUAAUCAUGUUCUUCUUUUUCGAUUCUCUCCAGUUGUUAUUCACAUUAAUGACUGCAGUUUUAGCAACAGUGGCCUUCUCAUUCCUGUUACUGCCUUUGUUUCAAUAUUUGACGUCACCAUGUUUUAAUCCAAAUAUCAAGAUAUCGUUUGGGAUUUGCGGCAGAUUCACCUCUGCUGAAGUAAUGUCCCUCAUAGCCUCCGCUGUUAUUGUCCUUAUGUGGAUACUGACAGGUCAUUGGCUUUUAAUGGAUGCCCUUGCUAUGGCUCUUUGCAUCGCGAUGAUAGCGUUCGUUAGGCUGCCCAGUCUCAAAGUCUCAGUUCUUUUAUUGUUUGGUCUCCUUGUUUAUGACGUCUUUUGGGUCUUUUUCUCAGAGUAUAUAUUCAAAGUCAAUGUUAUGGUUAAAGUUGCAACACAGCCAGCUUAUAACCCGGUUAAUUCUUUGGCUUAUAAUGACAAUAGUUUACCGGCAUCCGCAGCAAAAGGUUUCCCUAAAUUAUCCCUACCUGGUAAACUUGUUUUUCCAAGCUCCUACAGAACAGGACAUUUCUCGAUGCUUGGUCUCGGUGACAUCGUGAUGCCUGGCUUGCUUCUGUGUUUCGUUCUUCGUUUCGAUAAUCACAAGAAACGCAUGAAUUUGAACGAGGGUGAAACUUCAAAGAUAACAUAUUUCCACUGCUCCCUUAUCGGAUAUUUUGUUGGCUUGUUAACCGCAACCACAAUCUCGGAAUUAUCCAAAAGCGCUCAACCCGCCCUCCUCUACCUCGUUCCUUUUACAAUUCUUCCGCUGAUAACACGGGCCUAUGUCAAGGGUGACUUAAAGAAUAUGUGGCAAAACCCAUUUAAUGAACCAAACAAAGGAAAAGAAUUAGAAGUGUGACGUCAUUCUGUCGGAUCAUUACAUUCCAGUUCAUUUUUCUACAGCCAAUGCAGCUGUUCGAUCGUAGUUACCUAUUCUACAGCAUUUUACUGAUCUAGUGGACUUUUUGUAAAUAUUUUUUGUAGUUUUUCUUGAAAAGUGACAUUAGUGUAUAAUGUAAAAGCAUCCAACAAAACUAUUUAUAAAUGGCCACUAUAAUCAAGCGACAUGGCCAUUAAACAAUCAAUGAAAUUUCUUUCCGUUUCACAGUAAUGUUUGAAUUUGGUUUAUUAGGUCGUUGUGUCCCAAACUAGCUUAAACUCUUUCAUUUUCAAUCGUAAAACAUUCGUUUUAAAAUAUCCUUGUGUUUACUUGAUGUCCGGAUAUUUAGUGAAUGCUCUCCACUGCAACAAAAAUUAUGCCAUAUAUUUAAACCACAUUUUGUGCCACCCUGUGUUGCAACUCUCAAAAGUUUAUUUGGAAAGUUUUUAGUCGUAUUAUUUUUUGUUCAAAAGUAUCUACAUUGCAAUAACCGUUGCCAUUUCAAACUGUGACACUAGGAAUUGCAGCUACUUGUUAAGCAUGAUAGAUUUUCACUGAUGAGGUGUAUUAAAAUAAAACGCAUCCUUUAAAUUGUCUAUUCGCCUGUAUAUUGAUUGAUUCUUGCUUUAUGUAGGUUGUGUAUAUUACCAAAUUUACAUCUCUUUUAUUAACAUAAAAUUCUUCUUCAUGAAAGAAUAAGUAUGA